Molecule: messenger RNA, 735 nt
Organism: Sesamum indicum (sesame)
Lineage: Eukaryota; Viridiplantae; Streptophyta; Magnoliopsida; Lamiales; Pedaliaceae
Product: major strawberry allergen Fra a 1.07
Biological process (GO): abscisic acid-activated signaling pathway; defense response
Cellular component (GO): nucleus; cytoplasm
Molecular function (GO): signaling receptor activity; protein phosphatase inhibitor activity; abscisic acid binding
Source: RefSeq, a predicted model, not a curated record
AUCACAGUCUUCUAACAAUCCAAUCUCAACAGGAAAAACCUUAGCUCAGUGCUCUCUCAAUCAGCCCGUAAAGAAAUCAAAACUCAAUCAUGGGUGUACUCACUUUCACUGAGGAGCACACAUCUGCAGUUUCUCCAUCAAGAAUCUUCAAAGCUUCAAUCCUGGACGCCAACAACUUGAUCCCAAAGCUUCUUCCACAGGUCAUCAAGAGCAUGGAAUUCAUUCAAGGCACUGGCAGUCCUGGGAGCAUCAAACAGAUCUGUUUUGCUGAAGGUAGCACUCUGAGUAGUUUGAAGUAUCGGAUUGAUGAGCUGAAUGAAGAGACAUAUACGUAUAAUUACACAGUAAUUGAAGGCGAUGCGUUGACAGACAAACUUGAGAAGAUCACUCAUGAGGUGAAGUUGGAGGCAGCGCCCGGUGGUGGCACAUUCUCUAAGGUGACGAGCACGUAUUACACGAAAGGCGAUUUUGCUCUGAAAGAGGAAGAUGUUAAAGCAGGGAAGGAGAGGGUGCUUGGGGUAUACAAGGUUGUUGAGGCUUACCUCCUCAACAACCCCGAUGCCUAUGCUUAAAGAUUGUAGUGCACUUCUUCUCUUUAAGUUAUGAAUAAGGAUCUUUAGCUGUUUGGUCCCCAUUGAAAUACAUUUGCAGACCAUCAGGCAUUGGAUCUAGUAUGUGCUUUGUACUGAGUCAGUUCUGUUCUUUACAAUGGAAAUAAAAGAUGUAUGUUAUAUU